AUGUCCAGAAGAUACGAUUCAAGAACAACUAUAUUCUCUCCUGAAGGUAGAUUAUACCAAGUAGAAUAUGCUCAGGAGGCAAUUUCAAUGGCAGCUACAGCAUUAGGUAUUCUUUCCAAAGAUGGUGUGGUAUUGGCUUGCGAAAAGAAGGUCACUUCGAAACUAUUAGACAAUGAUGGAUCUGCUGAGAAGAUAUACGUGAUAAGUGAUAAUAUUGUUUGUGCAGUUGCAGGUAUGACGGCGGACGCUUCAAUCUUGGUCAAUAACGCUCGAGUGACCGCUCAAAACUAUUUGAAGAACUACAAUGAGGAUAUUCCAUGCGAGCUUUUAAUUAAAAGGAUCUGUGAUAUAAAACAAGGCUACACUCAGCAUGGGGGAUUGAGGCCAUUCGGUGUUAGUUUUUUGUACGCGGGGUAUGAUGAUCGUUACAAUUUUCAAUUAUUUACAUCUAAUCCUUCGGGAAACUAUUCAGGAUGGAAAGCAACGAGUAUUGGAGCCAAUAAUUCUGCAGCUCAAACCUUACUUAAAAAGGACUACAAGGACGAUAUCUCAUUAAAGGAUGCCUGUGAAUUGGCAAUUAAGGUUUUGUCCAAGACUAUGGAUUCCUCUAAUUUAAAGAGCGACAAACUAGAAUUUGCUACCUUGAGUUCAUCUGAAAAUCAUCCAGGUAAGAUCAUCCAUAAGAUCUGGAGAGAUGAGGAUGUGGAUUUGCUUAUUAAAGAAUCUGGAGUGCUUGAUGAUAAAUCUAAUGAAGAUGAAUAA
Messenger RNA from Priceomyces carsonii, 762 nucleotides. RefSeq names its product proteasome core particle subunit alpha 3 (gene PRE9). The record is from RefSeq and is a predicted model, not a curated record. The coding region runs from base 1 to 762 and encodes 253 amino acids. Gene Ontology annotation, biological process: ubiquitin-dependent protein catabolic process; proteasomal protein catabolic process. Lineage: Eukaryota; Fungi; Ascomycota; Pichiomycetes; Serinales; Debaryomycetaceae. The transcript has a single exon. Gene Ontology annotation, cellular component: cytosol; proteasome core complex, alpha-subunit complex; proteasome core complex.